AUUCGCAACCCCCGCCCCAUUCACAAAGCCCGCCCCAUUCACAACCCUCACCCCCGCCACGUCCCGCUCGGCCGCCGGUUCCCGCCCCGGCGGCGCGGCCAUGGCUUUCACGCUGUACUCGCUGCUCCAGGCCUCGCUCCUCAUCGUCAACGCCAUGGCGGUGCUGCACGAAGAGCGCUUCCUGCGGCACGUUGGCUGGGGGAGCGAUCAAGGGAUUGGAGGAUUCGGAGAGGAACCAGGAAUUAAAGCACAGCUAAUGAACCUUAUUCGAUCUGUACGAACUGUUAUGAGAGUGCCAUUAAUAGCAUUAAACUCGGUUACGAUCGUUCUCCUCCUUUUGUUUGGUUGAAAAUACCUGUUGCGGAAUCUUUUUGGACACCCAAAGAAGCCAGUUGCUGAUCAUCACCGCUCCGGAUUCUCUGGAAUCCAGCACGGUUUAGCUGUCAAUUUGACAUUCAACUUAAAAAUAAUAAAGACACUAUUUCUAUUUAUCCUAUUUCCUAAUGUUCACUUGCAGUUUCAUUAAACAAGAUAAUGGGAUCAAUGCAACAACGCUGCAAAUAUACUGGACUACGACCAGUUCUGUUGCUGCCUGUUAAAUAGUGUCGACUGUUAAAUAUAUGUCGUUAAGAUAUUGCGCUGAUUGUCGAUAGGAUGUGUUUUUUUCAAAUGUCUCAUUACUCAGGGAUGAAUUUCCUUCAGUCCACUUCCCGAAUUAUUAUUAAAUGAAGAAAAAACAAGUGGUUUUUGUUUCAGUUACUACCAGAGUACUACAUAAAGAAUACAGAUCAGGUGUUGAAGAUGUUAUAAAUUAUUGAAGUACAGUUGUGAUAUUGAGGGGGAUAAAACUAGAUGGGUAAAGUCUUAAUUCAGUUCACAUUGCAAGGUGAAUUUUCCCAGUUUGAGAACAGGAUUUUUCUCUUGCGUGUUUAAUAAGACUCUUCAAAUCAAGAAUGUUCCAUGCUGAUGGUUAAGUAAGUUGAAAAUAGGUGCAAUUGCUAUGCAAAAAUCUAAAAAAGCUGUACGUAAAGCUGGGCAACACUGUUGUUAAUUUAGACUAGCAGGCAAUAUUAGUGAUACAGCAUUUGUUACUGUUCUGUCGAGAAUUAUUAUAGUUUUUAAAAUGUGUGUUAAAUUUCCACGUGGUGAUUAGUGUGUUGAAAGUGGGGAAUCAUUUGUAGUCGGAGCUUCUUGAGAAACAUGGGAGGGGGGUAAUGUGCCCUUUCCAAAUGCAAUUCUUUGUCAAAAAACAGUGAGUUUUCAGCCUCUUCUAUUAGUGCUUCUUCCCCCUGCCUUCCAUCUUCCUUUGCUAAAUGAACAAUUUGCUGAAAUGGAAACUGUGAGUGUGAUCUUGCAGUUCUGUCACAGAGAUUAUUGCUAACUGCAAUCUUAUCUCAAUUAGGACUGCUGGGUUAGGUCCAAUGUCUUCUAACAAGUCUGAGCUAAAGAAAUCUGAUUCUCAUGUACUGUUUUAGAAAAGCUAGGAGUCUUCUGUCUGUUCCUCUGCUAAAGUGUUAUAGCUUAUUUUUAAAGUGGGGAUAGCCACAGGAAACGUGGCAGUUUCAUUAAUUUAAAAGUUUAUCAUCCCUUCUUCUGGCGCCUUGAUGACUAAAGCAUGCACGGUUGUAUACAAAGAUAAAUCUGUAAAAUGUGUAAAUGAAUCUAACGCUCUUCAGUUGCGGUGUUUUGCAGAGUAGAGUUUAUCCACGAGGAGAGUUUGCUGGUGUUUUCUUUUUUUUUUAGUGAAAACUUGUAAAUAAAUUUUUAAUUUCUAAGUUAAA
Messenger RNA from Columba livia (rock pigeon), 1781 nucleotides. RefSeq names its product immediate early response 3 interacting protein 1 (gene IER3IP1). Gene Ontology annotation, cellular component: COPII-coated ER to Golgi transport vesicle; Golgi membrane; endoplasmic reticulum membrane. The transcript has 3 exons. Bases 101 to 349 code for a protein of 82 amino acids. Gene Ontology annotation, biological process: endoplasmic reticulum to Golgi vesicle-mediated transport. The record is from RefSeq and is a predicted model, not a curated record. NCBI's taxonomy places the organism in Eukaryota, Metazoa, Chordata, Aves, Columbiformes, Columbidae.